This is a messenger RNA of Silurus meridionalis, 996 nucleotides long. RefSeq names its product calpain, small subunit 1 b (gene capns1b). The record is from RefSeq and is a predicted model, not a curated record. Lineage: Eukaryota; Metazoa; Chordata; Actinopteri; Siluriformes; Siluridae. The transcript has 11 exons. Bases 188 to 844 code for a protein of 218 amino acids. Gene Ontology annotation, molecular function: calcium ion binding.
GUGUUUGGUAACAGGAGCCUGAGAUUCCUCGCUGUUCGUGUUCAGGGCGGGGUAACAUUUUAAUGCGAUAGAUUUCUCAACUAGACAGACAAGUUUCCACAGUCGCAACAGUGCAAGACUGGGCGGACUGAAGAAGCUCUCUUUCGUCUGUAAUUGUUUUCCAUUUUUAACCUGAACAACCACCACCAUGUUUGCAAUCAAAGGAAUUGUAGGAGGCCUUAUAAAUGUUGUGAGCAAUAUUGAUCCUGGCAUGUUUACUCCAUCUGCUCCACCUCCUACCCGAAGGCCCAUAUCAACAGUCCAGGCUGCGGCAAAUGAGAGCGAUGAAGACAGGCAGUUCCGCAAAGUUUUCCAGCAGCUCGCUGGGGAUGACAUGGAAGUAAGCCCUAAUGAACUGAUGGAUAUUCUCAACAAGAUUCUGACAAAACAUGCUGACCUAAAGACUGAUGGUUUCUCAAUUGAGUCUUGCAGAAGCAUGGUAGCAGUGAUGGAUUGUGACAGCUCUGGAAAGUUGGGCUUCACUGAAUUCAAAUACCUGUGGAACAAUAUCAAGAGGUGGCAGAACAUCUAUAAGACAUAUGAUGCAGAUCGUUCUGGAACAAUUAGCGCCACUGAGCUGCCUGGUGCUUUUAACGCUGCAGGGUUUCCACUAAAUCAACAGCUCCUACAGAUGAUCGUGCGCAGAUACAGUGAUGAAAACGGCGACAUGGACUUUGACAACUAUAUUGGGUGCCUGGUGCGACUGGAUGCAAUGUGCCGUGCUUUUAAAACACUUGACAAGGACAAUGAUGGUCAAGUCAAAGUCAACAUUAAGGAGUGGCUGCAGUUGACUAUGUACUCAUAAAGCAAAAUGUCUAAAAUCUCUAUUUCUCACUUCACCAUUGAACACUUCACAAAAAUAAGUUGGAUCAAGUUUUUUUUUUAUCAGUGCAUCGUAGGUAUGGAGUGUACUUUUUGCAGCUUGUAUUUAACCAAUAAAACUAUAUGCUUUGAAAA